AUGAACGGGUCAUUCUCUAGCGGACCGGUAACCGAGACGGGUACGGCACAGGACGUGGCCGAAUUCGUACAACAACGCGCUUUCAACCGACAUCUGACCGACACGCAGGUAUCGGCUAUGGACGAGUUCCCCGUGGCACAGCUGCUGCCGCAGUACUCGAUCGUCGUGUUCGUAGCGUCCACGACUGGCAACGGCGAGGCACCCGAAAACAUGCGCCGCAGCUGGCGCAGUCUGCUGCGAAAGACGCUGGGGUCGCAGUGGCUUGCGGGUGUGCGUGUGGCUGUAUUCGGCCUGGGCGAUUCCAGUUACGCCAAGUAUAAUGCUGUGGCCAGGCGUUUACAGGCUCGUCUACUUCAACUCGGAGCCUUGGAGCUAAUCGACCGAGGGCUGGGAGACGACCAGCACGCCUACGGAUACUUUGGGGCCUUGAACCCUUGGAUGGAGAAGCUCUGGACUGCAGUUCUGCAGCUGCAUCCGCUGCCCGAGGGAUUCACAGUUGACGACUCCCCGAAACCAAUCGAACCCCGCUACUCUGUUACUGUGCAUGGAGCUGGCGUUCGAGAGGUUCAGGAGGCAAAACUAUUGACACCGAGGACGGGAGAGUCGCGAUUUUACGCGCCACCUAGCACGACGGUGGGGCGUGAGAAGGGCAUCUACUUGGCUCCUGUCGUGGUGAACAAGCGAAUUACCGCCGACGACUGGGGGCAGGAUGUAAGACACUUCGAGUUCGAUAUAAGCGAGGCUUCUUGUGCUGUUGAAGCAACUGAACCUCCGUUCAAAGCUGGCGAUAUCGCCGUGGUGUACCCUGAGAAUGUGACAGGAGUGGACGACAUGCUGAAAUAUGUCAAGUUGGAUGGAGAUACGGUCAUUUCGAUCUACGCAGCCGACGGCUCGAAGCAGUUCGAUCUGCCUUCUCCGAUUUCUAUUCGUGACUUGUUCGCGAAGUACGUCGCAAUCCUGGAGAAUCCGCGCCGAAGCUUUUUCGAAAAACUCUCCCUGUUCGCUGCGAACGAAGAGGAGAAGGAGAAACUUGAGGAGCUGGCUUCAGCUGAGGGUGUCGACCUUCUGUACGAAUACUGCAUCCGCGAGAAAAAGACAUAUGCAGAAGUGCUCAUCGACUUUCCGAGCGUGGACGUACCUUUAACGAUCCUGCUGCAGCUGAUUCCGCGUCAGCAGCCCCGAUCGUACUCCAUCUCAUCAUCGGCCCUGCUGCACCCUGGGCGCGUGCAUUUGACCGUGGCCAUCGUGGACUUUUUAACGCCAUACAAGCGCCGUCGUACUGGAAUUUGCUCGUCGUUCUUCCAGUCCUUGGACUCACCCAAAGAGCAAAAAUGUGUACCAAUGUGGAUUAAGAAGGGCCUCUUCGAACCACCUAGCUUAGAUCGCGACGUGCUACUCAUCGGCCCGGGCACCGGACUCGCCAGCAUGCGGGCUAUAGUGCAAGAGCGUCAGUUCCUGCGCAAACAAGCACGUGAAAACAGUUUAGGGGCGACCUACCUCUACUUCGGAUGCCGUCACGAGAGCAAGGAGCACAAAAUCUACGUGCAGACGCGUCUGGCAGAGAACAAAGAGGCAAUUUUCGACUUCAUUAUGAACGGCGAGGGAUCCAUUUACAUCGCCGGAUCUGCCAAGCGAAUGCCUACCGACGUCUACGAAGUGCUGCGCGAUAUCCUUCGGUCAGUAGGGAACAUUCCGUUACUAACGGCCGAGAAGGUGAUGAAAACGCUAGCCCGCAAGAAGCGCUACGUCGUCGAAUCAUGGUCAUAG
This is a messenger RNA of Phytophthora infestans T30-4, 1767 nucleotides long. Its product is annotated as NADPH-dependent diflavin oxidoreductase, putative. Gene Ontology annotation, molecular function: FMN binding; oxidoreductase activity; flavin adenine dinucleotide binding. The coding region runs from base 1 to 1767 and encodes 588 amino acids. The record is from RefSeq and is a predicted model, not a curated record. The transcript has 5 exons. Gene Ontology annotation, cellular component: cytosol. NCBI's taxonomy places the organism in Eukaryota, Oomycota, Peronosporomycetes, Peronosporales, Peronosporaceae.